UCUACGGACAGGAAGCGUGGCGGGCGCACGCCACCACUCACGACUGACGACGCUCGUCUUAUCUCUUAUCACUAUGAUCAUAGACUAGUACAUCGAAUUACCUCACGAGUAACCUGAUAAACGACACUCAUGAUAAACGUCCCAACAUGAUUUCAUUAUUAUUUAUUUAUCGGUGAUUCGGUACUUUCCGCAAUAACAAAAUGCUCCAAUUUUGUGCGUCUAGUGUGAAUUUAUUUUAUUAAUUUAAUAAACUAUGUAUAAAAAGCUGAAAAUGGGUGGAAAACUUUUUGCGUUUAUGACAAAUGUGUUAAUCAUAUCGUUUGUGAGAUGUGAGCCGUGUUCAAGACAGCAGAGUGUUAACGUUACAAGCGGUGAUCUUCAGGACGGCGAUUCCAUUCUACACGAAGGAACAGUGUAUAAAUCUGAACAAUGGUACGAAGUUGUAGAAGACGGUAUUGUGUCCCGAUUGGGAUGCCCGUGUCUCGACCGGGUGUGCAUAAAGAAAUGCUGCAAACAGAACUAUAUGUACAUAAACAACUCCUGUCAAGCGAUUACACACGAAUCCCUACGCUUCUUCAGCCCGAAUGUUUAUAAAGGAAAGGACCUGUUGAAUAUCACUGCGCAUCUACAUUUUUUCUAUUUAUAUGAACUACAGUGUUCUAAAUAUCUAAUCGACCCUCCCAUUGACUUAGAGGAAUUGUAUAUUCAAGAGAACGGAACCCUAUUGGAGUACAGCCUAGUCCACGAGAAGUCACAAUGGGUCGCGCCGUCAGAGUACUGCGCAGACAUGAUGAUGGAGGACGGAGUGGAGUCGCUGCGGAUGGUGGCGGUGGUCUGCUAUCAGAACGUCAACAGUACUGACGACAGCCAAGUGCUGUAUAUCUCUUAUGCUGUCGGUCUCCUACUGUCCGUGCCGUUCCUGCUGGCCACCUUCAUGGUAUACGCCUUCAUCCCUGAGCUGCGGAACCUUCACGGCAUGUGUCUGAUGGCCUACUGUUCAGGCCUCAUCGUAGCUUAUGUCUUCUUAGCCUACCUGAAGAUGCACUCUGGAGAAGACGGCGAUGAUACCAUGACCAGUUGCAUAGUAAUCGCUUUCAUCGUUUACUACGCGUUUCAGACGAGUUUCUUCUGGCUCAACAUCAUGUGCUUCGACAUCUGGAGGACUUUCAGCGGCUACCGGGGGAGCACCUCCACGAAGAGACGCGAGCUGCGUCGGUUCGCCGCGUACGGGGUGUACGCGUGGGGGGUGCCGGCGCUGCUGACAGCCUGCACUGUCACCAUGCAGUACGCCAAGCUGCCCGCCUGGCUCAUCAAGCCGGGCUUUGGGGACAGGAAAUGCUGGUUCAGUGACUGGAUGAGUGAACUGGUGUACUUCUACCCGCCCGUGCUGGCGUUGGUGGUCUGCAACCUGGUGUUGUUCAGCGUCACUGCCCACAGGAUCCGCUCCAUUCGCCAGGAGACCGCCAUCUUGAAGGGCUCCAAGUCUACCACAAAACUCAAGCAAGACAAGCAAAGAUACUCUCUUUACCUGAAGCUGUUCAUAGUGAUGGGUAUCAACUGGACGGUGGAGCUGCUCAGCUUCGCAGUCGGGGGCUCCAACUGGAACUGGAUCCUCGUGGACAUCUCCAACAUCAUGCUGGGUUUCUUCAUCUUCAUUAUUUUCGUGUGGAAGAAGAAGGUCCGCAACUUGGCUAGAAGAAGAUACCGCAGCAUCCGAGGACUGCCGCCGGUCACUUCAGAAUUCAGAAAGAGCACCAAUAUCACCAGUAGUACCGCGGUCACAGACGAGAGUCGGCUAUCGACGGACGAUGCGCAGGCGCAAGUACGCCUCAAGGAGUUGAACUGACAUCGGAAGAUCGAACUGAAGAAUUCUCAUGCGGAAACCUCGCUACACUUUUUACAUUAACUAGUCAUAUUUGACUUGAAUGAAGUACCUACCUAGACAACUUAUCUACCUAGAUAGAACUUGCACAAAUUCAACAUUUAGAAAUAGGAAUUUAGAUAGGUACAAACAUUUAUUAUUGAAGGGAAAUCUUCGUUUGGAACUUGUGGGAAUGCAGACUAGACAUUCCUGUGUAAACCCGUGUACGGACUUGAGGCAUCCUCAGCGUGGACACGUAUGGACCAGAUGCAAAUGAGUAAUUGAUUGGGAUAACGUCAUAAGUAUUCUCUCGAAGAUUUGAUUUUUUGAAGUUAUGAAGGCGUGUAGUCGUAAAAAAUAGAGUGUAUGACUAUACACUCUAUUUUUUUCCUGCACUGCAGGAUGUUUCAUGAACCUAAAAUAAGUUGUACUGUCGAUUUCAAUUAAUAAAAGCACUUACUAGAUGGC
Molecule: messenger RNA, 2329 nt
Organism: Plodia interpunctella (Indianmeal moth)
Lineage: Eukaryota; Metazoa; Arthropoda; Insecta; Lepidoptera; Pyralidae
Product: G-protein coupled receptor Mth2-like
Exons: 9
Coding region: 254-1846 (530 amino acids)
Biological process (GO): cell surface receptor signaling pathway; G protein-coupled receptor signaling pathway
Cellular component (GO): membrane
Molecular function (GO): G protein-coupled receptor activity
Source: RefSeq, a predicted model, not a curated record